AUGCCGCUGGAUCACCGGCGAGUGCCGGGCCCGGAGGAGUCGCAAUCGCCGCUGCUGUACGUACCCGGCGGCCAGAAGGCGAGCGGCGAGGUGGCCCAAGCCAACCGGGACCCCUCGGCCCUGCAGCCGCUCUUCGCCCGCGUGGGGCUGCUGAGCCAAGCCAAAGGCUCGGCCUACGUGGAGCUGGACGGGGGCACCAAGGUCCUCUGCUCCGUGGCCGGGCCGCGCGAAGUGGGCGGCGGCGGCGGUCCGUCCGGCGCUCCGUCCGAACAGCGGGUCCGGCUGGUGUGCGACUUUCGCCGGGCGCCUUUCUCCGGCCGCGGCGCCCGCAGCCGCCCCGGCGAGAAGGAACCCGAGCUGGCCCUGGCGAUGCAGGAGGCGCUGGAGCCGGCCGUGCGCGUGGCGCGCUACCCGAGGGCGCAGCUGGAGGUGAGCGCGCUGCUCCUGCAGGACGGCGGCUCUUCCUUGGCCGCCGCCCUUUGCGCCGCCGGGCUGGCUCUGGCCGACGCCGGCAUCGAGCUCUACGACCUGGUGGCGGCUUGCCGGGGUUUGGACUAG
Messenger RNA from Thamnophis sirtalis, 558 nucleotides. RefSeq names its product exosome component 6 (gene EXOSC6). Gene Ontology annotation, biological process: U4 snRNA 3'-end processing; poly(A)-dependent snoRNA 3'-end processing; rRNA catabolic process. Gene Ontology annotation, cellular component: nucleolus; cytoplasmic exosome (RNase complex); nuclear exosome (RNase complex). The record is from RefSeq and is a predicted model, not a curated record. Gene Ontology annotation, molecular function: RNA binding. Lineage: Eukaryota; Metazoa; Chordata; Lepidosauria; Squamata; Natricidae.